UUGUGAUCACAUGACUGGGUGCCCUUUGACCUCAAUAGCGUGAGCAAGCAAACAUGGCGUCAGCAAUGCAGUCGUACUUUGGAGCUUAUAACGAAUGUUUUUCUGUACUGGGUGCUCUUGCGGCAGCCUACAUUGCUUUCAAAACAUUCAGAUGGGUAUAUCAGUUCCUGACAGAGCAUUUCUUGGGACCAGCGCUUGGAUUGUCUGCAGACGUGACGAAAGCCGGGCCAUGGGCAGUGGUGACAGGCUGCACAGAUGGUAUUGGAAAGGCAUACACAGAGCAGUUGGCGAAGAAAGGCCUCAAUAUUGUACUGAUUAGCAGGACCCAGUCCAAACUGGAUGAUCUUGCCAAAGAAUUGGAGAGCAGGUAUCACAUCCAGACUCGAGUGAUUGCGGUGGACUUCACCCGGCCCGACAUCUACUCGCGGAUCGAGAGGGAGCUCCAGGGUCUGGAAAUAGGGACACUCGUGAACAAUGUUGGCAUGGCCUAUGAACUUCCAGAGUACUUCUUUGACAUACCCAACUUAGAGAAGAUGGUUAAAGAUAUGUUGAACUGCAAUAUGCUGUCAAUGGUGAUGAUGAGCAGCAUUGUGGCACCAGGCAUGGCAGAGCGUCGCCGUGGUUACGUCAUCAACAUUGCGUCAUCAGCAGCAGAGAGGCCUUUGCCACUUCUCGCAUUAUACUCUGCCACCAAGGUGUUCAUGGACUACUUCACUAAAGCACUCCAGAUUGAGUAUGGUUCUAGAGGCAUCACAUUCCAGUCUGUGAGGCCAAACUUUGUCGCCACCAAGUUGAGUGGCAUCCGUCGGUCCAACCCCUUCUGUCCCUUCCCAGACCAGUAUGUGCGUGCUGCCCUCGCCACUGUGGGCACUACCAAUUCCACAAAUGGUUACUUCAUGCAUACGUUACAGAGUGCUGUUACGAUCCUUCUGCCUGACUUUGUCAUUUUUCGCACCUUGAAAAUGGCAAGGAAGUCAGCCAUUAAACGUAAAGAGAGAAGGAAGGCCAAAGAGAACUGACAUACUUCUGUGAACUUAUUAUGAUUGUUUUUUAGGUAAAUGAAAGCACUUUGGUUUUGCUAGGAUGACUAGAAUUGUCCUUUUCACUUCUUAGAAUAAAAGUAUUUGGAGUUUUAUGUGUGGAGGACAACCACUUGUACAGCAUUCCAAAUACAAGAAUCACAGCACGUCAUUGGCAUUAUGCAGAGGAACAAGGACAAAUUAUAUAGUUUGUUUUCUGUCAAUAAAUCUUGGUGCAUUUAUCGUUAAUAACAACAUUAUUUAUUUGCAUAUCAAGGCAUUAAAGCAAAUCAGUGGCAUCAGUCAUCCAUGAAGAACAUUGGAAGUCUUCCUGACAGGUUGACAACACUGCAUCUUGUGCACCUGAAGGUAUUGACAACUAACAUUUUGUUUCCGUCUCAUUCAAAUCAGAUCUCAGUUCUCGCUACCGCUAAGCAAAGAUCCGAGGACAUCCCAUUAGGGGUCACGUCAGAAAGACCUUUCAUCCGACCAAUCAGAGCAUCACUUACCAGAUUAUGAAAGUGACUGUCGGAAUGUGAUUUGUAAUCAUGCAACCUCGAAAACUUUAACUCCAAACGAUAGUUACGGGUUUAACGACUAAAUCUAUCCAAUCUAGACCAUCGAUUAGCCAUUCCAGAAUGUUCUUUUGUUCAGGUUUCAAAUUAGUAAUCAAGAAUUUGUCAAAAUAUGUUUCGAAGUGUAGACGCCAAUUUGAAAUUAGUGCCGUAAAGCACGAGAAAGCUGCCUUC
Messenger RNA from Haliotis rufescens (red abalone), 1768 nucleotides. RefSeq names its product very-long-chain 3-oxoacyl-CoA reductase-like. The record is from RefSeq and is a predicted model, not a curated record. Bases 54 to 1019 code for a protein of 321 amino acids. The transcript has 10 exons. Gene Ontology annotation, cellular component: endoplasmic reticulum. Lineage: Eukaryota; Metazoa; Mollusca; Gastropoda; Lepetellida; Haliotidae. Gene Ontology annotation, molecular function: oxidoreductase activity.